AUGAGGGAUGCCAACGUUUUUGCAUUCCGCAAGGCCAUGCCUCGAAUGAGCUGGUCUCCGCGUAACCUCUACAACCUCUGGAGGCGGUCCUUUGCAGCCGAAGCCGAGGCCAUCAAUUUCACCCGCUCGCCCAGGUCGCUGUUUCAACAGCGUUGGAUAUCGAAAGCACUCGUGCGUGCGUACCACGGCGACUUCAUCAACGAGAAAAUAUUCAAGCGGUGGUACCUCCCCGACACACUUCCCGACGUGCGGCCUCGUCAGCGCGCGUUUUCUAGUAAUGGCGAUCUCGACGCGUUUGCCGGGCGUACCGAACAACUGGAUAGAGCAAAGAAGAGAGCCUAUGAAGAGCAAAAGAAAGGCUUGGCUCCUGUGGGCAGUUUAAUGCUUGCCGAGGUAGAGCGACGCAUCGAUGUGUUCAUCUUUCGGUGUUGCUUUGCGCAUAGUGUCUACGAGGCACGAAGACUCGUCAUUCACGGAUCUGUCCUGCUAAAUGGCAAGAAGCAUACGGAUGCCAAUACACGUCUAGCCCCAGGUGACAUGAUCUCCGUUGACCCUGCAGCCAUUCGUUUUCUCCAAGAACCUGGGUCUUCCAAGGCGGAAACUGAGGGUGAACAACCUUCAGACUCAGAACCUAAAACCGAGUCCUCGGAUCUCUCCCAGUCCAAUCCUUCCGCAAAACCUGCAUCUACAAAAUCCUCGUUGACGCCUUUCAACCUCCCUCCAUAUGCAUCUCCUUUCAUUUUUAUCCCUGCCUAUGCAGAGGUCUCCUUCCCCACCUGCAGUGCCAUAUAUGUGCGCCACCCAACAGCACGCCCAGGAUACAGUGAAAUUCCAACACCUUACGACGCCGAUGGUGAAGUCAUUCGUCUGGCAUGGGAAUGGUACUCAAAGAUGCGUCCAAGGACGAGGAGUAAGAGUCAGAUGGCAAGGGAACCAGAGAACCGUAGAGUUGGUGGUCACUAG
Molecule: messenger RNA, 963 nt
Organism: Suillus bovinus
Lineage: Eukaryota; Fungi; Basidiomycota; Agaricomycetes; Boletales; Suillaceae
Exons: 3
Coding region: 1-963 (320 amino acids)
Biological process (GO): positive regulation of translational fidelity
Cellular component (GO): mitochondrial small ribosomal subunit
Molecular function (GO): rRNA binding; structural constituent of ribosome
Source: RefSeq, a predicted model, not a curated record